Messenger RNA from Gongylonema pulchrum, 381 nucleotides. NCBI's taxonomy places the organism in Eukaryota, Metazoa, Nematoda, Chromadorea, Rhabditida, Gongylonematidae. The record is from the annotation of a GenBank genome assembly.
AUGAAGCUAAUAGCUACCCAAGUAACGGGAACAUUGACCAGUGACCUCACAUCAGUUGCACGUGUUUUGCUAAACAAGACUGAUAUUCAAGCACGAGCGGCUGCUACGGUCCUUGAAGUAUUGCCAUGCACCUCCCUUGACAAUGAUUCAUAUCGGCUUCUGCAAACUGUACUCAUUGAUAGGUUGAAAGAGUUAGACAGUUCAGCCAUCUGGUACUGGGCCUUAAGGAGUCGAACAACCCCACCCCUGCUACCGGUACAAGGUAACAUCAUACAGAUGCAAGAGCCUACCGAACAGCAUGAACAGGCGAUGCAGUGGCCAUCACGCACACGUGGAUUGGAUCCAUCGGUUGCCGAAGUGGCAUCAAACAAAACUGACUAA